CCGCCAAGAGGAAAUGACGCCCGACGAACCGCCCAGCUAUGAAGCACCACCCGACUAUGAGGAAGUAAUCAAGGUUGGCAUGGAACAGGAGAUACGUGAUGCACGCCAACGUCAACGGCGUCGCCAUCAUCACCAUCCCGAGCACGGUUGUGGGCACGCCGCCUGCAUUCUACCGCACACACAUACCUGCGAUCGUCCGACCACAUCAGCGGCUGCCGCAGCCAUUGCGCUUAACGGCACUGUGGCUAUUACAAAUGGUGUCGGCGGCGCACAAUUGCCCGAUGCAGAAAUACGCAAUGAACUGGCUAAUCGUGUGCUAAUGGCUACCGCAGCUUGUGGCGCUGCAGGCGCGUCAGAAUCGGGCACACCUGCGCAGGGAUGCUGCUGCUGUCAAUCCAUGGGGAUUCAGUCGGGCCCGACAUCGCUUCCCAUUGGGUGUGAAUUAUCCCCAACCGUUGGCGAACAGCCGGAGACCGGGACGAGCUCUACCGGAACGCCCAGUCAACUUGAGGAACGAAGUGCCGAAUUUCGAGAUGACUCACUCAAUAUAUCGCUCACUCUAGGCAUACCACAAACAACAAUGGCUCUUAGCGAAAAUAAUUCAAAUGUUUCAUCGCGCCCCAGGAGCACAACUAAUUACAGCGAACAAACCCAUUUGAAACGCUCCUGGAUUGUUGUUAGUAACGGUACACACAACUACAAAGUUCAACGUUUGCGACACACAUUCUCAGUGCCAGAGUCAUUCCCAAUUGAUGCCUAUUACCCAGAUGUGCUAAGCUAUGGUACCAACCUGCCACACGAACGCCAACUUUUCCUCAGCAACGCCAGCAAUUUUGGUUCAGAAUUAUCACGCGAUCCUUCAGCGCACUGCAUCAAUGCACGUCGACUCCAACAGCAGCAGCAAUUCAAUCAGCCGAUAACGAGUCAGCAGCAACGCAGCGCAAUUCUGCAUCUUUACGAUGACAAUACAGCUAACUGCACGGAUGUGGGCGUGGCAUCGACUUCCCAUAAUCAACAAACUCACCAAAAUCGUUCACCUAUUUCGGGUAAUUUGCGACAACAUUUGUUGCACAACGAAAUGGAUAGCGAUUGUGAGCAUGAAAUAUCGUGUUUUGGUGCGGUAAGCAAUCGUAUACAUGCCCGACGUAGUCAUGCCCGUCGUCAUGUGCGUAGCAAAUCCUUCACCAACUCAACCAGCUGUAAGCAGCACCAGCAUCAGCGAGUCGGAAGUGGUGGUGUUAUGAGACGCAGUUCGUCGGCCGAUUUGUUGUUGCGUUUAAGUCCGGCCACUUCACCGUCAUCGCCACAGGAAUACCAUAUGUCGGCGGAUAUCAAUGGUCAACAGUAUACAAAGCAUGAAGAACUGAUAUUUUUGAUUUAAAGUAUGUACCUAAGCGAAGGCAUAAGUAAGAGGGGAUUUUGGAGAAAGGUUGUGAAAGUGAAAUUGUGAAAUCGAUGCCCCUGUCAUGUAUCUCGAAAUCGCAUCAUUUUUGCGGGUGUAAUGAAAAUUUAGAGAGACUAAUUGUCGCAUACUUUUUGGGUGCUAGAAAUGUAUGGUGAGAAACAAAUUCGAACAUGUAAUUACAUAUACAUAUAUAUGUUAUGCGGAAGUAUUAAGGACCUUCAUUUCAAAGUGCCCAGAAUUCGAGAUACAUAAUCAGAAAGUCAAAGUUUUUGUUUGUCAUUUAUGUAUGUACAUGUACCUAUAGAAAUUGUUUGUAUUUUUGUGAAUGUGAUUUAGUUACUAAUUAUUACAAAUAAAACAUAACCCAUAAAGAGCUACAUACUACCUUUACGUUUACGACACACUAUCAACUGAUUUGUGUAUGAUAUUUAAUUACUCAUGUGUAUUUAUGACUUUGUAUUCAUUAUGAUUACCAAUACCUAACAUAACGCCAAAUAUGUAUGUAAACAAAAUCAAAUACCUGUUGCUGUGUAAAAUGGAAAAUAUUAAAUAUUUCAAAUGCAUAUAGAUUUAAUGGAAAAGCAGUAAAUACAAGCUAAUAAAAGUAUUGAC
Molecule: messenger RNA, 2017 nt
Organism: Rhagoletis zephyria (snowberry fruit fly)
Lineage: Eukaryota; Metazoa; Arthropoda; Insecta; Diptera; Tephritidae
Source: RefSeq, a predicted model, not a curated record